CAAACCAGGCCCGUUUCCUCAAAAGAUGGUAGAGGACUUAGCAGCUUCCUAUGUUGCUCUGAAAUUGGAGAAUGAAAUCCUGCAGGCUCAAGUGAAGAGGCUCAUGGAAGAAAAUGCUGCCCUCCAAGCCCAGAUACCAGAGCUCCAGAAAUCUGGAGCAGCCAAAGAGAAUGAACCACUCCGAAAAUACUCAGAGGUCCACGAGCCCCCAGAGGCCUCAGAGCUACUGCAACCUCCAGCAGCCGGGACCUCACAAAAGCCCUGGGAAUCCCCAGGGACCACAGAGCCCGGGGGACUCCCAGAGAUCAAUGAGCCCAAGGAACCCUCAGUUAUUAGAGAACCCAGGGGUAGCCCAGAGAUCAAGGAGUCCAGGGACCCCUCAGCCAUCAGGGAGCCCACGGGACUCCCAGAGAUCAAGGAGUCCCAGAAGUCCCCAGAGAUCAAGGAGCCCCAGAUUCCCCCGGAAACCAAGGAGUCUAGGGGACCCUCAGCCAUCACAGAGUUCAGGGGAUCACCAGAUUCAUCCCCAAAGUUCAAGGAGUAUCGGGAACCCUGGGAGCCUCCAGAGGUCAAUGAGCCCUGGGAGCCCCCAGAGUCCCAGGAUUCCACAGCAGCCUGGGAACUCCAAGAGCCUUCAAAGGCCAAGGAGGCCCCCAGUCCCCCAGAACUCCAGGAGCUUUCAACCUGGAAGCCUCCAGCAGUCAAGAAGAUCCAGAAGGCUCUGGAGUCCCCAGCAGCCCAGAAGCCCCAGGCAACCUCAAGGGGUUAUGAGCUCCCAGCAGACUGGGAGGCAGGGCCCACAGGCAUCCAGGGUACCCCAGUCAUCAAGGAGCUCCAGAAUUUACAGCUCCACAACCUUACAAAUGAUGAGGAGUCUCAGAAGGUUCCAGAAUACCAGGAGACCUCAUCACAGCCGGAGCUCCUUGAGCACCCAGCUACCCAGGAGCCUCUGGACUCCUCAGAUACCGAGGAGUUCCUAGAACUCUCAGUACCUGAAGAGUCCCUAGAGGGCCUAAUAGUUGCAGGAACAGGAACAGCUGCUGCCUUUCCACAGGCCCACGUUAGAUUAGAGGCUGCAACUUUACCCCUAGAGUACCCAGUGGCCUUUAAUGGGAAUUCUCAGAAACUUUCUGAGUUUUUAGUUCAGUUGAACAGCUACCUGAGAACCAGAGGGCACCUGUAUCCCGCUGAAGCAGCUCUAGUAAGCUUUGUUGGCAGCUUCUUCUCAGGUGAGGCAGGAAGGUGGUUCCAGCCCUUAGCAGAUACCCAAAGUCCCCUGCUGGAACAAUUUGAAAGGUUUAUUCGAGCGCUCCAAGACACUUUUGACGAUCCAGAAAACAUAGAAGUAGCUACACAAGGCCUCCCUCAGCUGCGCCAAGGGGAAAGCCUUGUCCACAGAUAUGCAACCCGCUUCCAUCUCAUUGCUCAAGAGUUAAAUUUGGAUGAAAGCACCUUCUGCAUCCAAUAUCAAGAAGAGCUUGCCAGUUCUAUUCAAAAUGAACUGUCUUGCACAAGUCCAGCCACCAGCCUAUCGGAUGUGAUCAUUCAGUGUGUCACCCUUGAAGAGGAGACAAGUGGUAAGACUGAUUCCAAUUCAUCAUCCUCUGAAGAGGAAAAUGGCUCUGAGAGUCCACCAACUGAAAAUCAGGCUGUUCAAGCUACUAGUAAUCGACCUCACCUCAGUGAGGCUGAGCGGGCCCGACGCCGUGAAGGCCACUUGUGCCUCUACUGUGGCCAUCCGGGUCAUUUUGCCAGAGACUGCCCUGUCAAGCCUCAUCGUGCCCAGCAGGCGGGAAACAUGGAGGCCCGGCGGUAA
Molecule: messenger RNA, 1816 nt
Organism: Chionomys nivalis (European snow vole)
Lineage: Eukaryota; Metazoa; Chordata; Mammalia; Rodentia; Cricetidae
Gene: Rtl3
Product: retrotransposon Gag like 3
Exons: 1
Coding region: 26-1816 (596 amino acids)
Molecular function (GO): nucleic acid binding; zinc ion binding
Source: RefSeq, a predicted model, not a curated record